GUUGCUGUCGGGAAAAAACACAGUGUUAUAUAAAAAGCAAAUUAAGUGGCAUAAACUGCGAUUGUGGAGACUCUGGGUAUACAGGUGCGUGUUGCGAAACAGAUAUAAAUGACUGUUACAACAAUUCCUGUCUUAAUGACGGUACAUGUAUUGACGGAGUCAACAAUUAUACCUGUAUAUGCCCAGAAGGUUUCUCUGGAAGGAAUUGUGAAACAGAUAUAAAUGACUGUUACAACAAUUCCUGUCUUAAUGACGGUACAUGUAUUGACGGAGUCAACAAUUAUACCUGUAUAUGCCCAGAAGGAUUCUCUGGAAGGAAUUGUGAAACAGCCUUAAUACCACCACCAACAUGCAUGGCAAACAAUGACUGUUUUAAGACAGCUUCAGGGUGUGAACAACCUGGAACUGGCUGUUACAUAGAGGAACAAGCUCAAGAUGAAGUUAUCUCGAAUACAUGGUCAAGAGGGUAUUCGUUAAUAUCCUCUCCUUAUUACACAGUUGAAAGGUGUCGAAAUAGAUGCUUAACCUUUAAUCCUUGUGUUGCAUAUUCUUAUAACCAAACAGCAAGAGAGUGCUACUCAUAUCGCACUUCACCUGCAGAUGGGUUGGUUACACAAUAUUCAAAUACUACGGACCUAUACGUACUGAGGUGCCUAAGCUGUUAGAAUGCUGCGGAAGAUUAUUGACUCUGAAAAUGGACUUUGUAUUGCUAUUACUUUUAUCUAAUGAAACAUGCUUGGAGCCAACGUUUAAAAAUAAAUGUAUGGACAGUUUGUACAUGAAUUAAAAGAAUUGCAAAACAAAACUGAUGAAUAAACUUAUCCAGUAGCAUUCACAAAA
Messenger RNA from Ruditapes philippinarum (Manila clam), 840 nucleotides. Its product is annotated as fibropellin-1-like. The annotation marks the transcript as partial. The record is from RefSeq and is a predicted model, not a curated record. The transcript has 5 exons. Gene Ontology annotation, biological process: establishment or maintenance of epithelial cell apical/basal polarity; heterophilic cell-cell adhesion. Gene Ontology annotation, molecular function: calcium ion binding. NCBI's taxonomy places the organism in Eukaryota, Metazoa, Mollusca, Bivalvia, Venerida, Veneridae. Gene Ontology annotation, cellular component: plasma membrane; protein-containing complex.